This is a messenger RNA of Onychostoma macrolepis, 2121 nucleotides long. Its product is annotated as 2-oxoglutarate receptor 1-like. Gene Ontology annotation, cellular component: plasma membrane. The record is from RefSeq and is a predicted model, not a curated record. The transcript is spliced from 2 exons. The coding region runs from base 166 to 1188 and encodes 340 amino acids. Gene Ontology annotation, biological process: G protein-coupled receptor signaling pathway. Lineage: Eukaryota; Metazoa; Chordata; Actinopteri; Cypriniformes; Cyprinidae. Gene Ontology annotation, molecular function: G protein-coupled receptor activity.
CAGGAAUGCAAAUGAAUAAGACCUACAAUAGAGAUUUACCAGGAACUCUUCCGUAGAAGAGGGAGGAUCAACUCAGGGGUUUUAAACAGUUCACGAGAUCACCGCAGUUUAUUUCACUCAGGAAACAGCGGCUGAAUCUGAAGCACCAGCGCCUGUUGAUCAACCAUGAGCAACCCUUACUACAGCACGAGUAACAACUCGAUUCAUAACUGCACCGAAGUGGAUGAUCUGGUGAAGCGCUAUUAUCUGCCUGCCAUGUACGGUGCGCUCUUCAUCGUAGGCGUUGUGGGCAACAUCACCGCUCUGCUGGUCUACGUGGUCAAAGUUCGUCCCUGGAAGAGCAGCACCAUCAUCAUGGUGAACCUCGUCAUCACCGACCUCGUCUUCAUGAUCUCCUUGCCCUUCCUGACCUACUACUACAGCCACAGCGACUCCUGGAUGCUGGGCAUCAUCAUGUGUCGCUUCACACGCUUCAUCUUCCACUUCAACCUCUACGGCAGCAUCCUUUUCCUCACCUGUCUGGCCAUCUUUCGCUAUGUGGCGAUCGUGCAUCCGUUGCAUGCACACAGCAUCAAGCAGAAGCGCUGGGGAACUCUGGCGUGCGUUCUGGUUUGGGCCGUGGCGGUUGCAGAAAUUAGUCCAAUUUUUAACCAAAUUGAAAUGAAGUCGCAGGACAACAAAACCUACUGCUUGGAUCUUGCGAGCAACAAGCCAGAAUUCAUGUGGCCGUAUAGUUGGGUGUUGACCGUGCUUGGAUAUCUGGUUCCUCUAGUCGUGGUCUGUCUUUGCUAUUGGCGCAUCAUGAAGGAGCUAAAGAAAGGUCCUCAUAAGGAAAGCAGCAAACGGGUUCGAGCGAGGCGACUCAUCGUGUUGAUUCUGACAUGUUUCAUUGUGUGCUUUUUCCCUUUUCAUGUGCUACGGGCUUUGAGGAUCUACACAAAAUUCACUCUGGAUACCGACUGCAUGCUGGACCGCUGGGUUCAUGCCGCAUAUAUCAUCUCGAGGCCGAUCGCUGUACUCAACAUCAUUUUCAACCUGCCGCUCUAUACAUUAUCAGGGGAUUGUUUUAAGCAGGCCUUCAUGGAAAUGUUCAAAUGUGAUCGGCUCAUGUCGAAAACUAAAGGAAUCAUUAAAGUGGCUGUGAUCAACAAACCUGUGUCCAAAAUCACGUAUGAUCAAAGCAGCUGAGACACACACUGGUGAUAGAAAUGUACAAUAAACUCUAAUAAAAAAAAAAGUCAAAGGCACUCUGAAACAGCUGACAUAUGAAGGGAUACUCCACCAUAAAAUGGCUCUCUGUCAUCAUUUACUCAAGUUGUUCCAGACCUGUAUGACUUGUUAAGAAGAUAUUGUGAAGAAGCAACAUUGGACCCUAUUGUUAUUGUUAACUAAUAUUUAAAAUUAAAACUGUAAAAAAACAAACAAACAAAACAACAACAACAAAACACCUUUUGUUCAUUAAAAUAAAGCUGAAAUGAAUAAAUAAAUAAUUAUUAGAUGAACAUUUUAAAAAGUUAAAAUAUUAAAAUGACUAAAAUAAAUAAAUACUUUAUAAAUAUUUUAAAUUAUACAAUGAAAGCUAAAUGGAAAUAUAAAAAAACAAAAGCAAAUAAAAAAAAUGACAAAAGCACUAAAUUAUGAAAGCUUAAAUUAAAACUAAAAAAAUAUUAAAUAUAAUCUAAAAUACUAUAAUAGCAUAUAAAAUAGCACUGCUAUCGACUUUCAUUAUAUGGAUCAUUUUUCAAAAUAUCUUCUUCCGUGUUAUUUAUAUAUAUAUAUAUAUAUAUAUAUAUAUAUAUAUAUAUAUUAAUAUAUCAUAUUACUUGCUGUUGCCAAUUAAUAAAAGCAAAAAAAAAAAAGAUGCAAAUGCAUAUGUUGCAAUGCUUUUUCCAUUAUUAACGCACCAGGCCUAGCCUAAAAGCUGUUUAACUGUUAUCACAUUACCUCAAUGUGCACAGCCUCAAGUGGCUUUAUGUACUGUAUAAUAUUGAAAAUGUUUCAUACUGUUGUGCUGAGGUCAUGGGUUUGAUUCCUGAGAAUGCAUGAAUUAAAUGUACAUAUUGAAUGCAAUGUAAGUUUCUUGGAAUAAAAGUGUCUGCCAAAUGAAUGAAAUAAAUGUGA